CCGAACUGGAAUUUACUUUGAACGGAAUGGCGGUUUUAAUUUACGUAGUUUUGGUUUCAUAUGUUAGUGCAGAAGGAUAACUGUAAUUGAUGAACGGAACUCUUUACUUUAUUUCCUUUUCUAAAUGAACUCCGAAGCUUUAAAAAUUUCUUUAAUGAAGUAAACUGAAACUACAGUUACUUGGCUCUUUGGCCAAUUUUAUAGCUAUGGAAAUAAAUGAUAGUUUAGAGACUUUCUGUGUUGCAGGGAAAGGCCUUACCAAGGACUUAAUCAAAGUCCAUUGUAAUCCGAAGUAUAAUAUGAAGCCACAUCCGAUUUUCCAGCAUUCGAUUGAAAAAUUGUGGAUAGAAAAAUCAAAGACAGGAGUUAAUUUGUUUAAUGCUUCAAAAUUUAGGUUUUAUGGACUAAAAGUUGAAGAUCCAACAAUAUGCAACUUACUCCCGAGGAUCACGUGUUUUUUAGGUAUAACUAAUUAUAAAGAAUUCAUCGGUACGAACUAUGCUCCGCAUGCCGAGCAACUUGUCAAGGAUGGAAUGACUAAUUAUUCUGAUCCUCAGGCAUACUUGGCAAAUCCGUUAGGUGUUGGUGCUCUACUAGAAACUCGAAACGGCGAUAUAGUAUUUAUGCGUAGAAGUAAUACUUGUGCUGAAAUGCCUGGUCGUAUAGAUCGUCCUGGUGGUCAUCCAGAACCUGAUGAAGUUAAAAAUGCAUCUUGUGAACGUAUGGAAUGUGUCAAACCUGCUCAUAUUGUCGAUGAAUUAUUUGAAUCUGUCCUGAAAGAAAUAAGGGAUGAAAUAAAUAUUCCUAUUAAAGCUCUUUCUUAUCCUGUGCUUCUGGGUAUUUCUUAUAAUCCGGACACGUGCCGAAAGCCUUCACUGGAAUUUUAUGUAAGUGCCAAGUGAAUUGUGGCCACAAAAAAGGAAUUUAAUCUGGCUUGACUGCUUCUUCUUCGAAAUGGAUGGAUGCUCUAAGCAUAAAGUAUCUAUCAGUAUUUCUACGCAUUUAUGUCUCAGUGUUUCUACAUCAGUACUUCAAAUAUGUUGUGUUAUCAUUACAUAUAUAUACAUUCAUGCAGAAAAUUAAGAUAAUUUGCAAGAAUUUCCAGCUCUCAUGGAACCUAUUUGGCUGUAUGAUUUAAUGUUGUUCAAUGACUCUACUAUAUAAUGAUGUAAAUAGGGAUUUGCAAGGAAAACGACAACCUGCUAAUAGUUUGUUUGAGAUCUAUGAUCCUUAGAGCACAAACUUGAUGCGUUAUUGAAUGAAUGAUUGGAUUAUUUUAAACUGUGCGAGGAAAAUAAUUCAGGAUAGUAAAUGUAGGUUGUAGUAAAUGGUAGUUAUAGUGUUAUGUAAAUAAUUAUGUAAUUCUGGCUCUUUCCUGUUACAUACACACACAUUAUUUUCUAAAAAGAUCCCAGCAAGAGCAUUGUUUGGGCGAAUUCUUUUUUACUUUAAACUUGCUAUCCUCUUUUUCUGUAACUAUGCCAUAACAUAGUAUUAUAAUUUAACUUUAUGAUAUAGUUUUAUACUUUAUUUAAUUUGCACUUCGACGAAUAUUUCAGACACCUACUGUCCCAUUACUCACAUUUUGAUUCACAUCUAGCUGCAUAAAUAGGAUUCUGCCUCUUUCUAAAAUUUUCCAUAAUCAUGCCAAUUUUUGCCCUUCUUUGCUAAAUUUCUAGCCUAUGCCUUUUUCGGACAUGUUCACGAGGUUUUUUAAUGAAAAAUGCAUUGUCCCCUGAGAUUUUUCUAGUUUCUGCUUUCACAGAUACUUAACUGAAAUAGUUUUAUAUUCAUUGCAAAUUAUUAGUUGAAAUUUUCGUAUACUGAGAGUAAAUAAAUUGAAAUAUUUAGUGUAAUACAGUCAAAAGUCGUUAAUUCGGACACCCAUAAUCCGGAAUGAUCUAUAAUC
Stegodyphus dumicola is the source of this 1909-nucleotide messenger RNA. Its product is annotated as uridine diphosphate glucose pyrophosphatase NUDT22-like. Gene Ontology annotation, molecular function: GDP-mannose hydrolase activity. NCBI's taxonomy places the organism in Eukaryota, Metazoa, Arthropoda, Arachnida, Araneae, Eresidae. The record is from RefSeq and is a predicted model, not a curated record.